AUGUGGGAGAAGGAAAGUACACAUGAAGUACAGGCUGUAAUGAACUGUUCAUUUAGUGCAGUGAAGAAAAAGCAAAUUAGUGGCCAUCGGGGUGAAAAGGUAAGAAUUCUAAAUAUCGAUAAAAAAGGAUAUGCCAAAGUUGAGAAGGAAGAUGGAAAGAAAGGUUAUAUUCCGAGUUAUUUUCUUGAUCUAAAUACAAUACCAGGUGAUAAUUUUGCCCAACAAAUAAGAUAUCGUCGGAAAUGGUAUCAUGUAGUGGAUUCUGAUCAUUCAGUAAUUUUCAAGGAUAAUCCAUCUAAUUUAUUAAAUAAUAUUUCAUAUCUAACUAAUUUGAUAUCAUUUCUACCUGUGGAAAAGCAAUCAUUUUCGUCAAAUUUGCAUAAAAGACCAAUUUGUAUCGAACCUUUACAAGAUAUGACAAUUAAAUUGGGUGAAAAGAUAAUUUUGAUGUGUAAAUUUUUAUCAGAAGAAUCAUAUACGAUUACUUGGCGUGGUCCAAUAAUUACAGCUAAACGUCAAUAUAAAGUAACCACAAACGAUGAGGGUUAUUCAAUAUUAACAUUGAAAAAAUGUAUAGAAGAAGAUAGUGGGCAGUAUUGGGUUCAAGCUGAAAAUAUCUUUGGUAAAUGUCAUACUGUCGCUUGGAUUACGAUAAUUGUACCACCCGGUAUUACUCACAUCACAGCAUGUAAAGCAAUUAAUCGAAAUAGUGUUUUGCUGCAGUGGAAAAAUCCACGAAAGGGUAAUGCGAAAAACAUCUACUAUGUUGUGGAAUACAAACGAAUAGGUAAAAUUUUAAACUCUGAUUAUGUUAUGAGUUAUUCUUAA
Messenger RNA from Loa loa (African eye worm), 828 nucleotides. RefSeq lists its product as hypothetical. The coding region runs from base 1 to 828 and encodes 275 amino acids. NCBI's taxonomy places the organism in Eukaryota, Metazoa, Nematoda, Chromadorea, Rhabditida, Onchocercidae. The record is from RefSeq and is a predicted model, not a curated record. Gene Ontology annotation, molecular function: protein binding. The transcript is spliced from 4 exons.